AUGUCCGAAAGCCCUCGAAACGGAGGUGAAUCAGCUCCAAGGAUAUUCACUACUAUGUAUAGGCCUGUGCGUCUUGUCGACAAAAGAAACAGCGAUGCGACGGCGCUUCACCACGAUGUGCAAGAUGCUUACGGCAAGGACUUGAAUGCGAUUAUCCAAGUCGCCGAAUGCGUGGCCCAAGACCUUGAACUGCAAGUCCAACGACUUGGAGGGGAAAUCCGUGAAUCCAGGACAGCAUCGUCGGACGAAGCACCCGCCUCUUCACUCCCCCGGAGAGAUGACGAUAGUACCCCCUCGGCUGCUUUGGCAUUAGACAGUACCGGAACGGUUCAGCAAGCUACUUCUUCGAAAGUUCCCUUGCCUUUCUUUCAUCAAGCGGAGCGAUCCGUGGCUCAGUCAAUAGCAGGCAUCAGACAUGGUAAAUUCAACAUGCAAAUAUUUGCGGAUGUCUUCUCAUUCGAUGUCAAUGUCGGGCUAGUAAAGUCGUCCUUCGAGGACAUAAUUGAAGUAUACUCAUUUUUUACAAUACCUGACCCACAGGUGUUGAAAGUCUUGGAGCAAGAGGCCAGCACAGCAGCAUCGAUGAAUCUGGCCAUCACCAACUCCCUGUUAGCCCUCACUGUCCAGUUCAAGGUAGCAAACCAGCACAUAGGCGAGCUUCUCCCUAUUGCGUGGGCUCGAUUCAAAAGCACGUAUGCAAGGCUCCCUCAACUUAUUACCCAACCGCCUUGCAUCUCUACAUGUCAAGAGCUGUUGUAUAUGGUCAUGUUCUUGCAAGGGUUCGCCGACGUACGAACCUCUUACCAGCUAUCAUCUAUGGCUAUCACUGUUAUUCGAACAAUUAUCUCGUCAAGCCACAACAUAUCCAACCUAUCGGUAGAAGAUACCCUCAUCCUAUGGGGCGUGUUCAGUCUGCACGUGGAAAUAUCUCUUCGGUGUGGCAUUGCGCCCUCUAUCCGUGAGAUUGGCUUUCAUGUGCCGCCCCCAAGUAGAGAUGCGUUGGUAACUUGCACCAACGAUUUCGCACCUAAGGGUCAUGCCGAUAAGGUAUUGGCGCGAGCAGAGCUUGCUCUUAUUCAGUCCAACAUAGCCGACCUUGAUACAGACGUCACUCCAAAUUCCACAUCGUUAGAAGAAGACCUUGACUCAUGGGCAACUAGAACUUUCGGUAGUAUCAGCCUAGAAUCAGAGGAAUCACUCGCAUUUCCGUCUCUGAAUCUCAGAUUCGUGUACUAUCACUCGAGAUUUAGAUUGGCACGAAUCAGCCAGCGCUCCCCUGAGGCCGGCAUAGUAUUUGCCCAGUCUACACUUCGACUACUACGGCAUGUUCCCAACCAACAAUAUCUAACUAUCUGGCGAGUCCUGAUAUAUCCACUCUGGGCAUCUCUUGCGCUCCUCGAGGAUACACUGCAAGCACCGAAUAACCCACGAGCGUGCACGAAUAAUGAAUUGAUUCAAACCUUUUACAACUUCUUGGAAACUACCCAAAGGUUACAGCACUGCGAUCUGGGAGCUAUGGUCAAAGGCUUGUCGAAGAUAUAUGCUCUGACAACGACUGCUUUACCCGGACAGCAGAUGGCGGAGGAGAACACUGCUACAAUGUCCAGUAGCAGCAACGAAAGGCCCUUACAGAUACUUCAAUUUCUUAGCCAGUACAAAGAUUUCAUGCCCCUGGCACAGGGCCUCAUGGGGAAUAUGCCAGAGUCAUCUAGAGUUCGGGAAUUCGCAAACUUACUUGGUAUCGACUUCCAAUUAACUGAAGACUUUGGACCAUUCGUUCCUGAGAUCUUAAGACCAGAGCUGUACAACUUUACAUUUGAAUACAUUCAUUGA
Clonostachys byssicola is the source of this 1833-nucleotide messenger RNA. Lineage: Eukaryota; Fungi; Ascomycota; Sordariomycetes; Hypocreales; Bionectriaceae. The record is from the annotation of a GenBank genome assembly.